Racocetra fulgida is the source of this 404-nucleotide messenger RNA. The record is from the annotation of a GenBank genome assembly. Lineage: Eukaryota; Fungi; Glomeromycota; Glomeromycetes; Diversisporales; Gigasporaceae.
ACAAUCAGCCAAUUUCACAAAAACCAUAUGAACUUCAAAGAAUUUCAAGUAAAUUUGAAGCUGCUAUUUGGUUAGCAAAACAUCCAUAUGAUAUAUGGUAUAAGAUACUUUCUCAAUUUCUUGAAGCAACAAAACAGCCUGCUCUUCAUUAUAAUAAAAGAAUAUGGAAUGCCUUGGGUGAUUUUGUUCAAGAAGCUAUUAAGAAAAUUAUUAUUUUAAAAAUAGAAAAAACUGAUAUGAAAGUAGCACUUUAUAGUUGUGAUGCAAUUAUUGUCAACUUGCCAAUUUUAACUAUACUUGGUGUUGUCACUUGUUUGCCAGUUCAAGAUUUAUUAAAUUAUCAAAUACUUAUUGAUAGCGAUAGUUACUAUUAUUACAUUAUUGCAGCUAACAAAUUUAAAUAA